Molecule: messenger RNA, 474 nt
Organism: Mollisia scopiformis
Lineage: Eukaryota; Fungi; Ascomycota; Leotiomycetes; Helotiales; Mollisiaceae
Exons: 2
Coding region: 1-474 (157 amino acids)
Source: RefSeq, a predicted model, not a curated record
AUGGCUCGUAGGACUCUGCUAGAGGCUACGGUUUCUGAGGCCGAUCAAUUGACGCUGUAUGGCAAGGUGUACGUGAUGAGACGUGACAACUCUCAAACGAAUCAAGUCCAGCUUCCGACCUCUCGUCAAAGGAUUCCCUCUAGAGGACUAUAUUUACUCGACCCGACCUUACGCUUUUCAGGAAUAGUGCAGUUGGAAGCAUACAAGGAAGAUCACAAGGAAAGGUUGGCCCUGGUGGAGCCUAAAGACGUAAGGGCCAAGAUAGUGACAGUAAUAACUCAGCAGUUGACAGCAACAGCAGUCACACACUUGACGACAGCUAAAGAAGCAAAAAUCUCCCCAAGUGCUCACCUGCAAGGAAACGCUGAAAGAACGGAUGACCAACUCAUGAGGCCUUUAGCUAGGAAAGCAAUCCGUCAUACAGUGCCGCGACCUUACUCGCCAAUGCUGUGCUUGUUGCUGGUUUGUUGCUAG